Molecule: messenger RNA, 142 nt
Organism: Scutellospora calospora
Lineage: Eukaryota; Fungi; Glomeromycota; Glomeromycetes; Diversisporales; Gigasporaceae
Source: the annotation of a GenBank genome assembly
CAUAGAUCAAGAUUCUCAAACUGGUAUUAUGCAAUCAUAUAUUAGUUUAAAAACAAGCAGAAUCACAAUUAAUAAUAAAACAGAAUCUACUCAGUUUCCUUCUAGUUUUACUCUUCUCAAUAUGAAAAUUCAUAGUUACUGA